GUUUUAAUUGCCGUUUGUUUUCAUGGGGAAUGUGCGUCAGUCGAAAGGUCCCCUUGUUGAUAGUGUAAAGUGUGCUGUGGGGAAAUGGAAGCAGCCCUGUUUGCUCUCCCAUGGGUGCCAGUGAAUAUUGGUGGCUCUGAUCUACUGGCCAAAGCCUGGUUUGGUGACACACAGUACCGGGUUCUGCUGAGUGACCUGAACACUGUGUGGGAAGAAGAAAUGACCACAGAUGACAUCCAGAGUCGAGCACAGGAUCUGAAUAAGCGUCUGAGGGCUCCUACACAGGCUUUUUUCUCUCAUCUGUGUUCGGUGGCACGGCCUUGUUUCUCCGGUCAAGAUGGUGAUCAGAUUUCUGCUGCACACGUUACCCUUGAACAGCAUGGGGACAAUCUGACAGUCAAACUCAAAAGUGAGCUGGCUGGGGUGCCGUUCUACUGGGAGUUUCGCUGCACUACAAUGCCUGUUGGUGUGGUGUGCAGGCAGCUGGUGCGCCCCCUGCUGGCAGUGAGUCGAGUUCUGCAGCGGCAAGUGGAGGAUCUAGCUGCUCUUUUGGCUCGGAAGGAUGCAGAAAUACAGGACUACCAGGAGAACGGAGCUGUCCUGAGUAGAGCCAGACUACAGACGGAGCCAUUUGAGGUGCACAAGUUCAGGGAGAACUUCCUCACACAGAUUGUUCCACAGAUGGGUGUGACGCUGGACAGUUUGGGUUUUGACUCAGAGUUGCAGGCACUGUACAUGGCCGUGAGCUUGGGGAAAACAGGUCAGAAACGUAAACGCUCUGGGGCGGAAGACAACCUCGUGUCUGAACAUCACGCACCCGAUCACCAACACGUCACUGAUGUCACCGCAGAUGUGGCUUCUUCACUAGCUUCUCAAGAACAGAAUGAUGUCAGAGGAUCAUCAGGAAGACAUCGGGUGGCAGACAGCAAACAGGCUGUCCCGUUACCAUCAUCCGCUGCUUCUGGUUCUGAGGAGCGCUCCACCUCACGACCGAAGAAGAAGAAAGCAGUGGGGCUUUUCCGGUGACAAUUCAUGCCUCUAAAUCUGAAUAGUGCACAUAUGGACCCUUUUAUUUUCUGAAUGCUUUAGAAAUAUUUUUAUUCCUUUUAGGUUGGAUUUUAGGUGAUUAUGGACAUUUUAUUAUUGGUUUUUAGUCUGUGUGCCUCUUUUGAAGUUUCUGUGUUUUAGAAGUAAUAAAUAAAAUAUUGCCUUCCUAAUACAUGUUUUGACUGGUAGCGUUGAUGCACAGGUUGCAAGAUGCACAGGUUUGUUGGGGGCAUAACAUUGUGCUUCACAGGAUACUGACUUAGCACCAACUAGUGCUUCCAAGAAAGAAGACGAGACGAUAAAGUUCACAGAAUUUGACAGAGGUUUGUAAGGUUUGUGGCAUUAGAUAUCCAGAGUUUAGUUUGAGGCCCUUACUAGCCAGUAAAUGUGAUGUGCUUGAGUACAAACGUAUGUUCCGUUUCAUAUUCCGGUUCAUGUUCCGUAAAAUCAUCAGGACUUUUGAAUGGACGGAAAUUCUGAACCACAAGCCCAACACACAUAUUCCACUAAUUUCUAUGGUUUUGGCUGUGCAUUUGUUAAAAUAAGCUACCACUGUGUUUCACGUUGUUCUAAUAUCCUAACAUAGUUGAUUUACCCAUCUCUAAACAUGACAUAAAAGCUUUAGUUAUUAUAAUUACACUUAUUAGCCAGAUGCCUGCUUAUUUAAUUCAUGUUAGAAUUAGCCGUAAAGUAGA
Messenger RNA from Labeo rohita (rohu), 1742 nucleotides. It is a transcript of the gene nhej1, whose product is annotated as nonhomologous end-joining factor 1. Lineage: Eukaryota; Metazoa; Chordata; Actinopteri; Cypriniformes; Cyprinidae. Gene Ontology annotation, molecular function: DNA end binding. Gene Ontology annotation, cellular component: nucleus; DNA ligase IV complex. Gene Ontology annotation, biological process: double-strand break repair via nonhomologous end joining. The record is from RefSeq and is a predicted model, not a curated record.